Messenger RNA from Oncorhynchus gorbuscha (pink salmon), 5313 nucleotides. Its product is annotated as RNA exonuclease 1 homolog. Gene Ontology annotation, molecular function: exonuclease activity; nucleic acid binding. The transcript has 16 exons. Lineage: Eukaryota; Metazoa; Chordata; Actinopteri; Salmoniformes; Salmonidae. The coding region runs from base 147 to 4154 and encodes 1335 amino acids. The record is from RefSeq and is a predicted model, not a curated record. Gene Ontology annotation, cellular component: nucleus.
CAUGGCGUCGUAGGGAUGCUGUAUUGUUGUUUUACAUGUACCUAGCUAUGUGACAAGUAAUACAUCGAGAGGAAUCCACAACUAAAUAACGAACUACACCAAAUUGUCAGUCUCGAUUCUGCGGGUAUGAAAGGUCUAGGAAGACUAUGCUGAGAUCCACCGGUUUCUUCCGUGGAAUUGACUGCCCGUUUUACACGGAUAGCUGCAAUGGGAAAAGCGGCAAAUAUGGGUGUAACAGACCAUACUGCCACUUCAGACACAGCAAACAUAGACGUGCGUCUUAUGGCUCAAAUGACACUAGAACAUCAAAAGAACUUUACUCCAAACAAAAGGAGCAAGGUGGCUAUGACCCAUUCAACCCAGAGGUAGUAAGACCAGAGGAGCAACAGAAUGGGGAGCCUGCUGCUGCAACAGUGGACAUGGGUGCCCUCGAGCUUGAGUUGGUCAAUCGUGCCAUCGAGGCGGUACGCAGUGAGGUGGAGCGGGAAAAGAAGAAGCUCUCACAAAUCGGGGACCUGGAAUAUGACCCUUCUGCCAGUUCUCCUAAAGUGUUGCUGAAACCACUCUCGCAAACUGGAGACCAGAAAUAUGAUCCUACUGCCAGUUCCCCCAAGCUGGUGCCAAAACUACCAUCACGAUUUGGGGACCAGGAAUAUGAUCCUACUGCCAGUUCCCCCAAGCUGGUGCCAAAACUACCAUCACGAUUUGGGGACCAGGAAUAUGAUCCUACUGCCAGUUCCCCCAAAGUGAUGGCUAACUGGCCAAAACCACAGGCCGUGGCAUCCCACUUGGCGUAUGACCCAGGCAGUUAUCAGAUGACUACAACAGCUGAUUAUAAUCCCACCCCUCGCUCCAGUAAAUACACCUUGGACUCUGACAGCAAGGACAACCAUGCCAGCUCCAUGGAAUAUGUGCCCACCUCGGUUACCAAAACAGCUUUGAAAAAGCCUGCUCCUCGAACACGAUCUCCUCAUCUACCCUCUCCCCCUACUAGUCCUAAGUACUCUAAUAAUGCAGCCUUCUCCAAGAACAAGUACACAUUGGAUAAUUCUAAACCAUCCACAGACAUGGAAUAUGACCCUCUCUCCAACUAUUCAGCUAAAAUUGCUGUCAAGGAUAAGAAAGACCAGAGGACAGGUGCUUCUAAGGGAGAAGUGAAAAAAAGACCUCACCUGUCAGGGACAGGAAAGCUGUCAACGGAUGAGGAAUAUGUGCCAACCACUAAGAAGCCUCGACAGGUGAUACCAGACCCACUGAAGUACACUGCCAAUUUCUCUGAGUCUGAUGAGGAGAGCUCUGGGACAGAGUAUCGACCCACUUCUCUCAGCCGUCUGCAGAGGAGGAAGAGUAGCAGUGGGUCAGUGGAGGAAGCCUUUGGUCCAGGGAAAGGAGAGAGGACUGAAAGGACUCUAGGUGGGCUGAAACAACAGAGGAGUCGGGAGGCUAAAGAGCAGGAAGACUCGGAGAACCAGGAAGUAGCAAGGCAAAAAGACAAACCAGAAACUGAAAAAGUGGCAGGUAAAACCAGCCACAUGAAGAGCAUCAAAGUAGAGAAGGUGCAUAAAUCUGAAAAGGAGUCCAGUAAAAAGAGUGGUAGUAGUAAAGAAAAAGGAGCAGGGGACGGUAAGAAAAUAAGUGAUUCAAAGACAUCAAACCACGAAACUGCAAAGAAGGACAGCAAGAAUCAGGGAAAGAAAGAAGAGGAGAAAAUCAAGAUAAAGGAUAAAUCCAUAGACAAAGGCAUGGAGGGACAGGAAGAAAAGAGAAGUGAUGGAAAGAGAAAGCUAAGGACAGACAAAGUAAAAGGGGCGUCAAGCAAGAGUGAGAGAGAAAAGGGGGGUGGGGAUAGUAAAAAACUGAAGACUUCAGACAAGGAAAAGGACUCUUCAAAGUUUAAAGAACACAAGAAUGGUAAACAUGACAGCAGUGGAAGAGAAAGGGGCUCCAAUAAAGUUAGCAAAGGGAGUUCUAACAGCAGUAAAGACAAGGUGAAGAAAAACAGCAGAAGCUUCUUGGAUGGCAAAACAGGAAAGGUGAAACAAAGAUCUCUGAGUCACGUGGAUCUGUUUGGGGAUGAGAGUGCAGAGGAGAAAUGCGAAGAGGAUGAUGAGGAGGAGAAAAUUGUGAGGAAGUCAGCUGCUGCUUUCAAGAGGGGGCAUUUGAAUAAGAGGAAUGCCUCAGAGCUCACCCCCUCAUCCUCAGAGGAUGAUGACGUUGGUCCAGAGGAUGACCGAGGCUAUGAUGACAUGGAUGGUGGUGGGGUGGACUACUCCGGUCUGCAGAUGGACAUGGACUUUGACCUGGAUGAAGACCCAAUGGAGGAGUGCUUACGGAUCUUCAAUGAAUCCAAGGAUGUGAAGACCGAGGACAAGGGAAGGCAAGCCAAGCCCUCUAAAGAUUCUGAUGAUGAGGAUGCCACAGACAGCACUCAAACUACUCUCUUUCCUGGGCAGAAGAAGAGGGUUUCACAUUUCUCCGCCAAAGGAAGUACUGAGGCAACACCAAAGCCUCCGCCGUACAGGAGACUGACUGCCCAGGAGAUCUGUUACCAGCGCAUGCAGAUUGCCCAGCAGCAGGCCUCUCAGCUUGCAGCAGCCGUGAAGACUGCCUCUACACCCAGACCCAGGCCAAGCCUCAGCCCCUUCCCUGGGGAGAGGAAGAGAGUAGCCCACCGCCCCACCCCCUUACCAUCCUCCUCCAAGUCUGGUCUUGUCGAGGCAAAGCUAGCAGGCAGCAGAGUGUUGUCGCCCACCAGGACUCUCCCAGGUGGUGUCUCUGUGAAGGCCCAGACAUCAGCUGGCAUCUUGUCAAAGACCACCACCACUAUUGCACAGAAGAGGGUGGCACACACUCCCACAAUGAAGAGCUCUGCAAUGAAGCGCCCAGUGAUUCCCACUGAGUUUGGAGCCAAAGUGCCCACCAACGUCCGCCAGCGAUACCUCAACAACUUUAUAGAUGAGUGUAUGAAAUUCUGCCCCUCUGAAGACUUGGCCUUCCAAAUGGCCCUGGAGGAGGAGAAGGUGGUGUAUGACCGGAGCAGCAGUAAGAACAUCUACCUCAACGUGGCAGUCAACACACUGAAGAAGCUACGCAGCAAGAGCAGCUCCCCCACCUCACCCGUUGCCAGGAGCCCUGCAGUGGUGGGGAACAGGAAGGCCCAGUCCCAUGAGGAAGUGCUGGGGGGACGCCUCGCUGCCAAGACCAGCUUCACCAUUAACAGGACUGGCAAGCAACAGGAGGAGAAACUCAGUGGUGUCAGGCUGUACAGGAAGCUGAGGGACUAUCUGAUGACGGAGGAGCAGCUGCAGGAGCAUGGAUACCCUAGGCCACACCCUGAGCGCUCAGGUCGAGCCGUGGUCCACAACGUCCCGGAAAAGAAGAAUGUUGACCCUUUUGCCAAGGUGUGCUGUCGAUGUGGGGCCGAGUAUAAGAUCAACGCCAACGGCAACUGUGUUCGCAAGGAGGAGUGUAAUCAUCACUGGGGCCGUCUGCGCAGACAUAAAGUGUCGGGAGGCUGGGAGACUAACUACAGCUGCUGCUCAGGGACUGUGGGCUCUCCUGGCUGCUCUGUGUCUAAGCAACACGUUCAGGACGGACGCAAAGAAUCAUUGGAUGGCUAUGUUCAGACCUUUGAGAAACAGCUGCCCCCAGACGGCAACGGUGGAGUCUACGCCCUGGACUGUGAGAUGUGUUACACAAAGCAGGGUCUGGAGCUGACCAGGGUGACUGUUAUCAACUCUGAGCUGAAAGUAAUCUAUGACACAUUUGUCAAACCCGAAAGCAAAGUGGUUGACUACAACACACGGUUUUCGGGUGUAACAGAGGAGGACCUGGAGAAUGCGACCAUCACCCUGAGAGACGUGCAGGCUGUGAUCCUCAACAUGUUCAGCACUGAGUCCAUCCUCAUAGGACACAGCCUGGAGAGUGACCUCUUUGCCCUCAAGGUCAUACACAGCACUGUAGUGGACACAGCCAUUGUGUUUCCCCAUCGCCUGGGCUUGCCAUACAAGAGGGCCCUGAGGAACCUCAUGGCAGACCACCUCAAACGCAUCAUACAGGACAGCGUUGAAGGUCAUGACUCCAGUGAGGACGCCUGCGCCUGCAUGGAGCUCAUGAUAUGGAAGAUCCGAGAAGACGCCAAGGUGAAGAGAUGACUUCUGCUCCCCUCUAACCGGACCGCUGUAGAGAGACUGAGGGGGAGAGAAGGGGAGCUGAGGGCCCUGGAGAGAACUGUCUGUCUGAGAGGCCAACAGAACAGCACUUGAGUUAUACUGUGGUGGGACCUUGGCAGUGACAGGGAGCAAGAUGCUGAGAAUGGGCUCCUCUAAAGAGAUCUGCAGGGAUGGCCAAGUCACUGCGUUGCCUGGUGAGGUAGGCCAUAGUGGACAGGUGCUGCUGGAGUACAUUGUUGGAGUGCCAGCAGAGCCAGAGUCCUCGAUAGAGUGAGUUGGUAAAAGGCAGAAAUCAACAGUGUUUUCAUUUACUGUUCCUGUUUUAUUUAGAAAAUCCAUGAUCAUGAUUGUCACCAGUUUUUGUUGGUAUGUAUUCUUCUCCUCUGGCGAUCUAACUCUGAAAGACUGGGGGGGUUCUUGUUCACAUUGUUAUUGUUAUGUGAAUAAGGAUAAAAUUCUAUUGCUGCUGAGCUGCAUCCUUGGCCCAACUUGCACUAUAGAAAUGCUCUCUUCUCCUAUUGGGCUAAAGUACCUCAUCUGUGUUGAAUGAAUACAGUACUGAAGACUUGGUACUGAGGAACUUGCUACAUCGUUGUCUAAACAUGGUUAUUCUCAGACAUGGAACGGUGCCACCACACACGCACUUGGUGUUGGGGUUUGCACUUAGUUUGUACCACAUCUGUGCUGUUAAAUGAAAUGUGGUCGAUCUCUUAGUAUUUUGUCGGCUCUCAAACUUGAUUAAUCAUGACAGUCAGACCCCAAAACAGAAAUAUUUAUGUGUCUGAAAUUGUCCUGGUAUGGUUUGAUUCGAGAUAUUGUGUUGAAUAGCUUGACCAUCAAAUCUCACUAUCUAUCUUUGUGUCCUGUGCACUGCAUGAAAGUGAACUUGGGCUAUUUUUAUAGCCACACAGAUAGAACCUAUUACUCCCAGGGUAUGUAUAAAACUAUGUCCACAUUAUGCAACAAUUAGUUAUUCAAUGCAGACAGAUAUCAAAUUGUUUAUAGUAGCUAAAGGCUAUAAUUUUGUGUUAAAUAUGGUAUAACAUAUGAGGGUAAAAACUGGUGCUGUAAAUAUGCUGUAAGUUGUUCCUUUUGUAUUUUUUGUUUUGUUUAUUAUUUUCUAUUAAAAAGAUUGAAAAGA